GGAGACUAAGGCUGAAAUGCGGAGAGAUGAACUUGCUGCCAUCUCAGGACCAAAUGAGUUUGCAGAAUUCUACAAUCGGCUGAAACAGAUAAAGGAGUUUCACAGAAAGCAUCCAAAUGAGAUUUCCAUUCCUAUGUCUGCAGAGUUUGAAGAGCUGAUGAAAGCCAGAGACAAUCCCAGUGAAGAAGCUCAGAACCUGGUGGAGUUCACUGAUGAAGAAGGAUAUGGCCGCUACCUGGAUCUCCACGACUGCUACCUUAAGUUUAUCAACCUCAAGGGAGCUGAAAAACUGGAGUACAUCACCUACUUGUCUUCGUUUGACCAGCUAUUUGACAUUCCCAAGGACAGGAAGAAUGCUGAAUACAGAAAGUAUUUAGAGAUGCUGCUGGAGUAUUUGCAGGACUACACCGACAGAGUCAAGCCUCUUCUGGACCAGAACGAGCUGUAUGGGAAAGUGCUGUCAGACUUUGAUAAGAAAUGGGAGAACGGGACUUUCCCAGGCUGGCCUAAAGAGACGAGUAGUGCUUUGACACAUGCAGGAGCUCACCUGGAUCUCUCAGCUUUUUCAUCUUGGGAGGAGUUGGCGUCUUUGGGUCUGGACAGAUUGAAGUCUGCCCUCAUGGCUUUGGGACUGAAGUGUGGAGGGACUCUUGAGGAACGAGCGCAGAGGUUGUUCAGCACCAAAGGCAAAUCCCUUGAAUUACUCGACCCGUCACUGUUUGCCAAGAAUCCUAAAGCCAAGGGUCCUAAAAAAGACACAGAGCGUAACAAAGAAAUUGGCUUCCUUGAGGCUCAAGUCUAUGAAUAUGUGGAGAUUCUUGGGGAGCAGAGGCAGCUGACUCACGAGAACGUGCAGAGGAAACAGGCUCGAACAGGAGAGGAACGUGAGGAAGAGGAGGAGGAACAGCUCAGUGAGAGUGAAAGUGAAGAUGAAGACAAUGAAAUCAUCUACAACCCCAAGAACCUUCCGCUUGGUUGGGAUGGCAAGCCAAUUCCCUACUGGCUCUACAAACUUCAUGGGCUGAACAUCAACUACAACUGUGAGAUCUGUGGAAACUACACUUACAGAGGGCCCAAAGCCUUUCAGAGGCACUUUGCGGAGUGGCGACAUGCUCAUGGUAUGCGCUGCCUUGGAAUCCCCAACACCGCUCACUUUGCCAAUGUCACUCAGAUUGAGGAUGCCGUGUCUUGUAAGUUUUUAAAAAAUACUUUUUGCCUGUAUUAUUUUAACAUCCAGUUCAGGCUGCAUUAUAUUAUUGGUUCAGCAUUCAGGGUUCGCACUGUUAAGAAUUAUCAGGGCUGGAAGCAAAAUGGGCCGCGUCGCCGACCGAACGGUCCUCCGUAA
This is a messenger RNA of Thalassophryne amazonica, 1345 nucleotides long. Its product is annotated as splicing factor 3A subunit 3-like. Gene Ontology annotation, cellular component: spliceosomal complex; nucleus. The transcript has 13 exons. Gene Ontology annotation, biological process: mRNA splicing, via spliceosome. Gene Ontology annotation, molecular function: RNA binding; zinc ion binding. Bases 17 to 1345 code for a protein of 442 amino acids. NCBI's taxonomy places the organism in Eukaryota, Metazoa, Chordata, Actinopteri, Batrachoidiformes, Batrachoididae. The record is from RefSeq and is a predicted model, not a curated record.